AUGUCUGAUAUCGAAAUAAUUGAAAUCUCUGAACCACAAGGACUUGAAAGGAAAAGACGUCGAACUAGAUCUAAAAAUCCAAAAUAUAGACAAGAAAGAAAAUAUGAGUUCAAAACUGGUCGAAAACGAACAUCUUCGGGGCUUAUUGAGGAUAGUCAAACAAUGAAAGGAACUGAAACACAUUUCGAGGAUUUUGUGUUGGAUCGAACUGAAACGCCGCAGAGGAAAAUGCUGGAGGAGGACGUGGAUUUGGAAAUUAAAACUUUGUUAGUUGAUUUUUCUUAUACACAAAUAUUUGGGAGGAGGAGAAAGUCUCAAUCUAUUGUCAACGAUGGAAAAGGCGGGCUGGCGGGCAUGUUUUUCUCGGCCGGCCCGUGACGGCCCGGGCUUCUGCGACAUGCCUGAAUUGAGGUAGAUUUAAAAAUCGGAAAUUUGAAGUAACUUCAAAAAUACGAUUGCUCAUUUUAAUCCAAAAAAUCAACGUGAACUAAUAUUUAAAAAAUUAAUUUUUCAGAACACCCAGUGCUUGGAAUGAACGUCUACAAAACUCGUUGCUUGGAGAAUGUUCGACCAAUUCGGAACCACCCAAAAAAAGAUUCAGAAAAACUGUGAGCUCAUUUAUUUCUCUCUUUUUUAAAAUAUUCAUGCAUUGGGUAAAACGCAGAACAGGCCCCCACCCAUAUCAUUUUAUGCCCCCGAUUCGGACAUUUAUUUCUCUCUUUUUUAAAAUAUUCAUGCAUUGGGUAAAACGCAGAACAGGCCCCCACCCAUAUCAUUUUAUGCCCCCGAUUCGGACAUUUAUUUCUCUCUUUUUUAAAAUAUUCAUGCAUUUUCCAGACUUGUUAUAACUGCGAUGGAUCACAUAGAUUAGCAGAUUGUGACAAACGUCGGAAUUUUCGACGAAUUUCACAAAAACAACGAAAAGAAGCCGAUGAAAGGUGAGUAUUUGGAUACUAGAUACAAUUGAGAUUACUACAAUACAAUAUUGAUUUUUUUCAGAAGGCGAAGAAAAAUGAGCCAUGUAAUUGUAAGAUAUACGGAUGGGGAUACAGAUGAGAAUCAGAAAGAGAAAUGUUUCAAACCUGGCGAUAUAAGUGAUAAUUUACGAUUUGCAUUGGGUUAGAAUAAUUUGACUGAAAUUUAAUGCUAAAAAAAUUUCAGGAUUAAAUCAACACGACAUUCCUGAAUAUAUUUAUCGAAUGCGAAGAAUGGGAUUAUUCAAAGGAUAUCCUCCAGGUUAUAUCAAAAAAGCUAUCAUUAAUUCGGCGCCUUUAAAAUUCUUCGAAAUUUCGGAUAAAUUUGAGAAAGAGGCACCGCUUUUAGACGCAACAAAAAUUAUUUGUUAUAUGGGAUUCAAUGGAACAUAUGAGGAAUUGACGGAUGUAAGGUUUGAUUGAAAAAUAAAUUUUUUUUUGAAUCCUGGAAGAAUUUUUUGUAGCUAGAAGACUUCGAAACCCCAUCAAUUGAUGUGUUUUGUGAUCAAUAUCAAAAAGAACUUCAAAUCUUGCUCACAAAAAAGAUUAGAAAGGAGAGGAGGACCAUUAGAAGUAGGUGAAUGUUUGAAGAAAUUUCAAAAGUUUUAAGUUUUCAGAGCAAAACAAAUUACUUAGGGCAGCUGGGAAAUGUGUUUUGCCUGUGAAAAGAAGAAAAAAAGAAGCUGAAACUAAAAAUGAACAACUUGAUGAGAAAGAUGAGGAAUUUAGUAGGCUUGAAGAUGAGACUUUGAAUGAGGUUGGUUUUUUUAUGGCCUAGCAACAGAGAUUAUGGGUUUUUUUAAAUGUUCAAAUAUUGAUAAAUGAAACUCAAAUAAAUUCAAAAGGAUUAAGAAAAUGAUAUAUGUAAAACAAAUUGUAAUGCAUUUUCUGUCACAAAAAAUUAAUGUUGAACGUAAAUUAAAUUUAAGAAAACAUGUAAGAUAUAUGUGGCCGAAAUUUAUGUUCAACUUCGAUUUUUUUUGUGGAGUAAAUGCAUUUUGAGUUUCAUUCAUCAACAUUUGAAUAUUUUUAAAAGUGCUCAUAAUCUCCGUUGCCGGGCCAUUUAAAAAAAGUUCAUCCAAAAAAUAAAUUUCCAGGGUGAUUCGAUGUUUGUCUCAAUUGGAACUCCGGUUUUAGCCAAAGACUCUCUCAAUCUCCCAUCAAUUGAUGCAUUUGCUGUUGGAAUUCUACCGUUUGAAGCUAAGGAAGAGUGUACAGAUAAUAAAGGUUAGCCUAAAUAUUCGAAAAUAUUUAAAUAAAUAAAAAAAUUUCAGGUAUCUUCAAACGAUUGAUGAGUAAAUUGAAAUCGAAGUGA
This is a messenger RNA of Caenorhabditis angaria, 2289 nucleotides long. The record is from the annotation of a GenBank genome assembly. Lineage: Eukaryota; Metazoa; Nematoda; Chromadorea; Rhabditida; Rhabditidae.